AGAAGGGGAGCUUGGAAUAUGAAGCUCUAACUCUUUUAUUUCCCCAAGGUCGUCCAAGCAACCUCUGCAGAGUGUAGAGAUGGACAUCUACUAUGGACGCUUGUUCCUUUGCUCUGCAGCUCUCGUACUCUGUUGCUUUGGAGCAUUAUCGAGAUGCCAUGCCGCAAAUAAGCUGCUGCCUGAAGAUGAAGUGGGUGCUCUGAGAGAAAUAGCCAAAACAUUGCACAAAGUUGAUUGGAAUUUUGGCGUUGAUCCGUGCAUCAAUGAAUCGAGUUGGUUGACGCAAAACCCAAAAGGAAAGUUCAACAACAACGUUACCUGUGACUGCUCUUACAAUAAUGGCACCACUUGCCACGUCAUAUCAAUGAUCCUCAAGAAUCAAAAUCUCUCAGGUAGGCUUCCACCGGAGCUGGCCAAUCUUCCCUAUCUUCAACAUAUUGAUUUUAGACGUAAUUUCCUUAACGGAACAAUACCAGUUGAAUGGGCUUCUAUGAAGAACAUACAGUUUAUAUCUCUUGUUGGGAACCGCAUAUCAGGGGAAAUUCCAAAAGAAAUAGGAAAAAUGGCCAAUCUCACAUACCUGAGCCUUGAAGCCAAUCAACUUUCUGGAGCUAUUCCCUCGGAGCUUGGGGAUCUAAUCAAAUUAAAGAAUUUGUCACUUUCAUCCAAUAAUUUUUCAGGAACUUUGCCAUCAAAACUUGCAAAUUUAAUAAACUUGAAAGAAUUUUCAAUAAGUGAUAACAACCUUAGUGGACCAAUACCAGAUUUUAUCCAAAACUGGACACACCUUGACAAAAUGGUAAUGCAAGCUAGUGGGCUAGAGGGACCAAUUCCUUCAGUCAUUUCUGUUCUACAAAAUUUAACUGAUUUGAGGAUUAGUGACAUACAUGGGAAUCAAUCAACUUUUCCUGAUCUGGGUAAAAUGAAAGGAAUGAGAACAUUGAUUUUGAGGAAUUGUAAUAUUUCUGAUACAAUCCCUUCAAAUAUAUGGAAUUUGGAUAAACUUAAAAUUAUGGACCUCAGUUUCAACAAAUUAAAACAACCCAUCCCUAACAAAAGAACAGAUAUAGAACCCAAAUACAUUUAUUUAACUGGCAAUAUGUUCGAGGGAGCCAUACCAGAGUGGAUGUUGUCAGCUGGAGAACAUAUUGAUCUUUCGUAUAAUAGUUUUACAUGGGAAAGCCUUGGGCAAGAAGGUUGUAUGGAUAAUAUAAACUUGUUCCGAAGCAUGAAACAUAACUGGGAUCUCCUUCCAUGUUCGAAUUCCAGUUCCAAGUGUACAAAAUAUUGGUCCUCAUUACAUAUAAACUGUGGAGGGCCUGAGGUAACACUUGAUGAUGGAAACAAAUAUGAAGGAGAUAAAAAUGUAGGUGGUGCUUCAAAAUCAUAUUUUGCAAAUGAACGUUGGGGAUUUAGUAGCACUGGAAAUUUCAUAGGUGACAACAAAGAGGCAGAUAAUUUCAUUGUUACAAAUACAUCAGUACUUACAAUGAAAAAUUACCAAUUAUACACAACAGCGCGCCGUUCUCCGCUUUCUUUCACCUAUUAUGGACAUUGUUUACAAAAUGGUAAUUACACUGUGAGUCUGCACUUUGCAGAAAUAGUUUUCACAAAUGAUAACACAUUUAGUAGUCUUGGGAGGCGCCUGUUUGAUAUUUAUAUACAGGGAAAAUUGAUGCGGAAAGAUUUUGAUAUUGAACAUGAAGCAGGUGGGGCUGGUAAAGAACACAUAGAAAAGUAUAAUGCUACUGUGACAAACAAUACUCUAGAGAUCCGCUUUUACUGGGCUGGAAAAGGAACAACAAUCAUCCCUGCAAGGGGAUACUCUUAUGGUCCUCUUAUAUCAGCUAUUUCUGUGGAACACAAUUUCAAACUUCCUUCAGAAGAUAAAACGAAGAAAAUUGUGAUAGGUGUUGCAAUUGGGGCUUUUGUGUCAAUCCUUAUAAUCUUGGUCUUGGUUGUUAUUUGGUGGAAAGGCUAUCUUGGAGGCAAAAACAGGAGAUAUAAAGAUUUAAGAGGGCUAGAUCUGCAAACGGGUUCCUUUACCUUAAGACAAAUUAAAGCUGCAACCAACAACUUUGAUGCAGCAAACAAGAUUGGAGAAGGUGGUUUUGGAUCUGUUUAUAAGGGACAACUAUUGGAUGGUACUUUAAUUGCAGUUAAGCAACUUUCUUCCAAAUCAAAGCAAGGAAAUCGUGAAUUUGUAAAUGAGAUUGGCAUGAUAUCUGGAUUGCAACACCCAAAUCUUGUUAAACUUUAUGGUUGUUGUAUCGAAGAAGACCAAUUGCUAUUAGUAUAUGAGUACAUGGAAAACAAUAGUCUUUCUCGUGCUUUGUUUGGUCCAGAUGAUGGUCCAUUGAAAUUAGACUGGCCAACUAGACAGAGGAUCUGUGUUGGGAUAGCCAGAGGUUUAGCCUUUCUCCAUGAAGAAUCAAGACUCAAAAUUGUUCAUAGGGACAUCAAAGGUACCAAUGUACUACUUGACAGGGAUCUAAACCCCAAGAUAUCUGACUUUGGGUUGGCCAAGCUUGAUGAAGAGGAAAAGACCCAUAUCAGCACUCAAGUCGCUGGAACCAUAGGAUAUAUGGCACCGGAAUAUGCUCUAUGGGGUCACCUCACCUUCAAGGCAGAUGUUUACAGCUUUGGAGUGGUUGCUUUAGAAAUUGUUAGUGGGAGAACCAACUCAACAUAUAGGCCAAAGAGUGAUUGCACUUGUCUUCUAGAUUGGGCCUUUCUUUUGCAGAAGAGAGAAAGCUUACUGGAGUUGGUGGAUCCAAGGUUGGGAAGUGAUUUCAAUAGGCAAGAGGUGGAAAGGAUGAUUAAAGUAGCUCUCUUGUGCAUUACUGCAUCUCCCACACUUAGGCCUAGCAUGUCCCAAGUGGUGAGCAUGCUAGAAGGCUCGAUGGCCAUCCAAGAUGAGAUUUCGGAUCCAAGCAUAUCUGGUGAAGAUUCAAGGUUUUCAGGAAUAAGGGAAUAUUUCCAACAGAUGAUACUCCAGGAUUCAAGUGGAGCCCAGACCCAGAAUUUGUCAUCUGAAGGGACAUGGAUCAGCUCUUCAUCUUUAUCUGUCCAGGAUGUCUAUUUAAUCAAUCCUCAUUCUCCAUAGAGUAAGGUCAGAGCAUUCAUUAGGUGGCUAUGUAAGAAUCAUCUUAUAGGAUAACAAGGGUUUACUGAUUAUUUUUACCGUA
Nelumbo nucifera (sacred lotus) is the source of this 3188-nucleotide messenger RNA. RefSeq names its product putative LRR receptor-like serine/threonine-protein kinase At1g29720. Gene Ontology annotation, biological process: protein phosphorylation. NCBI's taxonomy places the organism in Eukaryota, Viridiplantae, Streptophyta, Magnoliopsida, Proteales, Nelumbonaceae. The record is from RefSeq and is a predicted model, not a curated record. Gene Ontology annotation, molecular function: protein serine/threonine kinase activity; ATP binding; protein binding.